AUGUCCCAGACUUUCAAGGCCAGCGACGUUGCGUCGCAUAACAAGCCGGACUCGUUGUACAUUAUUGUUGACGAGGACGUCUACGAUGUCACCAAGUUCCAAGAUGAGCACCCUGGCGGCAAAAAGAUCCUGCAAAAAGUCGGCGGCAAAGAUGCCUCCAAGCAGUUCUGGAAGUACCACAACGAGGCUAUCCUAAAGAAGUACAAGUCUUCGCUGCAGGUCGGCUCGCUCGACACGAAAAAGAAGGUUGAGGAACCUGCCAAGCCAGAUCCCGCUGUUGCAGCACCCAAAGCUACACCCGCCGCAUCCAAGGCUGUUGCAAAUGCCAACCAGGAAGAAACCGAGGCCCUGGAACCUUAUGGCGACCAGAUCCCCUUUGCAGACCCCAGCUGGUACCAAAACUAUCACUCUCCCUACUUCAACGAGUCGCACGCUGCCCUGCGAGCCGAGAUCCGCGAAUGGAUCGAGACCGCCAUCGAGCCCAAUGUCACAGAAUGGGACGAGAAGAAGGAGGUGCCACGGGAGAUCUUCCUCGAGAUGGGUCGCCGUGGCUACCUUGCCGGUCUUCUGGGCGUGCACUACCCCGUCGAGUACACCAAGAACUCGGUCAAGGCCGUGCCACCGGAGCAGUGGGAUCUCUUCCACGAGAUGAUUGUCACAGAUGAACUGUCCCGCGUAGGCAGCGGCGGUUUCGUCUGGAACAUGAUUGGUGGCUACGGCAUUGGUGGCCCGCCCUUGAUCAAGUUUGGCAAGAAGGCGCUCAAGGACCGCAUCAUGCCCGGCAUCCUUUCGGGUGAGAAGCGGAUAUGUCUUGCCAUUACCGAGCCCGACGCCGGCUCUGACGUUGCCAACUUGGGCUGCGAGGCCAAGCUCAGCGAGGACGGCAAGCACUACAUUGUCAAUGGCGAGAAGAAGUGGAUCACCAACGGUAUCUGGUGUGACUACUUCACCACGGCUGUGCGCACCUCGGACAAGGGCAUGAACGGCGUGACCCUGCUCCUCAUUGAGCGCGACUUUGGCGGUGUCAGCACGCGCCGCAUGGACUGCCAGGGUGUCUGGUCGUCGGGUACGACCUACAUCACCUUUGAGGACGUCAAGGUCCCCGUCGAGAACGUGCUCGGCAAGGAGAACCAGGGCUUCAAGGUCAUCAUGACCAACUUCAACCACGAGCGCAUGGGUAUCAUCAUCCAAUGCCUGCGCUUCAGCCGUGUCUGCUACGAGGAGUCGGUCAAGUACGCCAACAAGCGCCGCACCUUUGGCAAGAAGCUCAUUGACCACCCCGUCAUCCGCAUGAAGCUCGCCCACAUGGCCCGCCAGAUCGAGGCCUCGUACAACUGGCUCGAGAACCUCAUCUUCCAGUGCCAGAAGAUGGGCGAGACCGAGGCCAUGCUGCGCCUCGGUGGACCCAUUGCCGGCCUCAAGGCCCAAUCCACCCUCACCUUUGAAUUCUGCGCCCGUGAGGCCAGUCAAAUCUUUGGUGGUCUCUCGUACUCGAGAGGUGGCCAGGGCGGCAAGGUCGAGAGACUGUACCGUGAUGUGCGCGCUUACGCCAUCCCCGGCGGUAGCGAGGAGAUCAUGCUCGACCUCAGCAUGAGACAGAGCUUGAGGGUAGCCAAGAUGACGGGCAUGAAGUUGUAG
Pestalotiopsis fici W106-1 is the source of this 1638-nucleotide messenger RNA. RefSeq lists its product as uncharacterized. Gene Ontology annotation, molecular function: oxidoreductase activity, acting on the CH-CH group of donors; flavin adenine dinucleotide binding. The transcript has 3 exons. The record is from RefSeq and is a predicted model, not a curated record. NCBI's taxonomy places the organism in Eukaryota, Fungi, Ascomycota, Sordariomycetes, Amphisphaeriales, Sporocadaceae. The coding region runs from base 1 to 1638 and encodes 545 amino acids.